This is a messenger RNA of Thecamonas trahens ATCC 50062, 2610 nucleotides long. RefSeq names its product UDP-N-acetylglucosamine-peptide N-acetylglucosaminyltransferase. Lineage: Eukaryota; Apusomonadida; Apusomonadidae. Gene Ontology annotation, biological process: protein O-linked glycosylation. Bases 1 to 2610 code for a protein of 869 amino acids. The transcript is spliced from 2 exons. Gene Ontology annotation, molecular function: protein N-acetylglucosaminyltransferase activity; protein binding. The record is from RefSeq and is a predicted model, not a curated record.
AUGCCGUCCCUCCACUCGCUCCUUGUCCUCCUCGCCAUUAUCGUCGUCUCUGCCUCUGCCGCCCGCCUCCGCCGCCGCUCCCGACCUCCGCCGCUGUGCCCGGGCGCCGCCGCGCCUCCCACACAUUCCGCCCUGGUUGCUGCGGGCAACACCGCGUACGCCGAGGCCAGGUUCCCCGACGCAGUCGACUGCUACACAGCGGCAGAGGAGAUUGUUGGGCGAGCAAAGACGGAGUCGCCUGCGCUGGCGCCGGCUAAUCGCGCGCUGGCACUCCUGGCCUGGGCUGAUGCUUCGGCGGCAGCCGACGCCGCAUCGCGCCGCAAAGAAGCAGCCCGGGCGGCAGCGGCUGCCGUCCGCGCCGAUCCACGACUCUCGUUGGCGCAUCUGGCCCGCGGCCUGGUAUUCAAGGCUGCACGCAAGAUCGAUCGCGCUCUGGCUGCCUUUCGCAAGGCCGACGCCCUCGCUCCAGCUACCGAUGCGUCGGCCGCCCUGCUUGCCGCCGGCCUGUUGUUUGAAGAGAGCGAGUUUGCCGCCGCUGCUGACGCCUACGGUGACAUUGUUGACUCUGGUCGCACCGCUGACCCGAGGUAUUUGUUCAACGCGGGGCUGGCGGCCGCGCGCGCAGGCGAUCAUGCCCGCGCUGCUGCCUGGUUUACCCGCGCCGCCGACGAUCCGAGCCUCACCGACGCCCGCCGCUACGCCGCAUGGUCGCUGGCAGCACUCGGUCCCGAACGCGAGGAAGACGCUCGACUUGCUUUCACCGUUCUACUUGAGACCGGCGAGCCUGGCGCGUACGCCGAUCUUGUCCGCUUCGAACGGACUCGCGGGCACCUCGACGCUGCCGCUGAGGCACUCGACGCUUCCCGCCGCCACCUCGGAUCCAGCGCCUACCGUUCUGCUCACGGCGGCAUGCUCCAGGUCGCCGACGCCCGCCUUGCCCUAGAUGCUGGAGAACUUGCGCGCGCCUCGCGGCUUCUCGACGCCGUCCUCGAGUCGACAGCAAAGCCGGAUCCUGCCGCCUAUACUGUCCUUGGCAUGCUCCACCGCCGAUUUGGUCGCCUUCCCGCGGCGCUGGCCGCCUUUGAGCGUGCUGCUGCUACCAUCGCCACAGCUGGCAGUGGCGCUGACACUUCGACCUCCUCUACCGCCGCUGUCGAGAAUGCCUUCAACUGGGCGCUAGCCCUGUUUGAGUCCGGCGACCUUGACCACGCACUCAGACUCUACCGCGCCGGCUUGGCAUCGAUGCCCACCGCCGAAGUUUACCUUGCCCUGGCAUCGGUCCACACCGCCCGCUCAGACCACACCGCUGCGCUAGAAGCCAUCAAUGCCGCACUGGACCUCGACCCUACCUCGGCGCAUGCGCUCUCUGACCGUGCCUUUGCACGGCUGAUGGUCCUCGACCUUGCUGCCCGUGACGAGGACAAGUCGGUUCUCGCCGCAGGCAUCGCUGCCGACGUUGCUGCCAAUGCUGGUGAUCCAACUAAGCGUCCAGCUGCCCGCCCAUUCCACGCUCUCGCCUUUGAUCUCGACCCAGCCAUCUUCCGCGACCUGGCUGCUGCCUACGCCCGCUGGACCCUUGCCUCGCUUGCUGCUCUCGAGCUGGAGCCGUACACAUGGGAACUCGAGCCGGGCCAGAGCCGACCGCGGCGAAACCCAGGCCCGCUCCGUGUUGGCUACCUCUCUGCAGACUGGGGCAGCAGCCCGGUGGGGCGGCUGAUGAUCGACGUUCCGUCGCUUCACAAGCCCAGCGUGGUCAACGCCUCGCUUCUUGCCCUCCGCCCCUCGGACGGCUCUCCCGGGCGCACCGCCACCGAGGCUCUCUACGGCCACGCUUUUCAUCGCGUGUGGGACAUGGACCAUGCCUCGCUGGCGGCCUUUAUCCACGACGAUCUCCGGCUCGACGUCCUUAUUGAUCUCACCGGCCACACCGCCGGCAACCGCCACGAGCUCCUUGCGCUUGCGCCUGCUCCGGUCAUUGUCAACAUGCUCGGCUAUCCAGGCACCAUGGGCGCGAGCUACGUCACACACAUGGUCGCCGAUGCCAUCACUGCCCCUGAUCCAACGCUCUUUGCCGAGCAGUUACUCCUGCUCCCGCACACCUACCAACCCAACUCGUUUGCACGACGGCUGCCACGGAGCGAGCUUGCUGCCCGCGCAGGCUCCCGUGCCGAUCACAACCUCCCGGAGACCGCCACCGUUCUCGUCUGCUUCAACGCUCUCUACAAGAUCGACACCCAGGCUCUCGACGUCUGGGCUCGGCUCCUCCUCGCCCAGCCCGACGCUGUCCUCUGGCUCAUGUCGUCGUCGUCGCACGCCGAGGCCGCAAUCGUCGACGCUCUGUCCGCGCGUGGCGUGAACACAAGCAGCUCGCUUGUCUUUGCGCCGCACUUGCCGCACACAGCGCAUGUGGCCCGCCUCACCCACGCCGACCUCUUUCUCGAUACCCACGUGUACAAUGCACACACCACAGCGCUCGAUGCGCUCUGGGCCGGUGUCCCGGUCAUCACCUACCCAGGCGAUGCCUUCCAAUCGCGGGUUGGUGCCUCGCUUGUCUCCGCCGCAUUCGCCGGUGAGCCGACCGCCCUCGUCUGCCGCCCGGGCCCUUCUUAG